Pseudophryne corroboree (corroboree frog) is the source of this 5537-nucleotide messenger RNA. RefSeq names its product basic helix-loop-helix family member e22 (gene BHLHE22). The transcript has a single exon. The record is from RefSeq and is a predicted model, not a curated record. Gene Ontology annotation, molecular function: DNA-binding transcription factor activity, RNA polymerase II-specific; protein dimerization activity; E-box binding. Bases 1001 to 1900 code for a protein of 299 amino acids. Gene Ontology annotation, biological process: positive regulation of transcription by RNA polymerase II; axon development; sensory organ development. NCBI's taxonomy places the organism in Eukaryota, Metazoa, Chordata, Amphibia, Anura, Myobatrachidae. Gene Ontology annotation, cellular component: nucleus.
AUCAUAAUGGACAGUCAGAGAGUGCUAGGGUGGAUUGUUGGCAAACUUCAUUGCUUUUAAAGUCAUCCAGUGCUAUGUUUUAUGUAACACUGGACAAGCCUGCUCAUAUCUCACCAUAAAAAGAGGAAUAAGUAGUUUGGCUGAUAGGCUCCAGAGGAAGUCAGAUGAAGAUGUAGACCCCAUAAAGCAGAGAUGGGGGAGAGCUGCCUCUAUAUAACUUCACCUGAUGAUGAUGCAGUGACACAUACAGUGCAUUGUUUGGGGCUGACAGCCCUGGUGGAAGUGUGCGGGGACAUUUGUGGUGCGUUUUGCAGAAGGAGGCACAGGAACAACCUUAUAUCUGAGUGGGGGGUUUCUUUUUUACUGUGCUCAUUGAUGAGUGAAAGUCGCCACACAUGUCAGGCUAAAGGCAGUUGUUGGGUUACUAACAGGACACAGCGUCUUGCAAACAUAUGCGCUAAGCUGUGUCUACAGAUGGCAGAGAGAAGAAUGGGGCAGGCGCCUGGUAUAAAGCUCUAGCUGCUGCCAUCAGAGCAGGGGAAUGAGAGUCCUCAGACUCCGGGCAAGCUAGCGCCUGCGACUGUCUCUUACCGCUUUAAUCCUAUUAAUUACAACGUUAACCUGAUUGGGUAGAGAGCUGUGUCCCAACAGGCGACUCUUCUCCAUAAUAACCUACUCAGAGAUAAUGAUGUAGAAGACUCCCCCGUCUGUGGCUGCCGCUGCUGGGUGGCUCCGGAGAUCUCUUCAAGGUGAAUCCAAGCAAGAUAAGCGGCGCUCCACGCUGAGGAUGCCCGAGCAGCGGGCGCUGCUUCUACGCUGCUAGAGGGGAACAGAGCGCAAAGUGCACCGGAGCUGCGCGCAAGAGACUUUCAUUGCGCAACAAAAGUCGGGACAGCCCUAUUUGGGGGAGCGGUGCAUGGUUUCUCCUGUGACAGCCUGACAGCAGCAGCGAAGGAGGAGAAGUUAGAGGCGAGUGAGGAGCACACAGGCGGCAGGGGAGAUGGAGAGGGCGCUGAACCUGGCAGAAGAGGACCUGUUCCACAAGAGCCUCAGCGCCUCGGCCAAGAGGAUGGAGUCCGCCUUCCGCUCCCCGCAGGGUCUAGACCUGUCCCAGCAGGGGGAGCGCUCCCCGCUGCACUGCUACGACGGGCCGGACCCCUCCGACCUCCUGCGGCACCACCACCACCAGCCCCCCGCCGGCGCGCUGGGACCUGUCGGAGGAGUGGUGGGGAACGCAGGGGAAUCCCUGGCUCUUGCGGCCGCCAGCAUGUGCGCCAAGUAUGGGGACGCCUCCGGCCGCCGGGUGUCCAUGGCGGAGAGCAGCGGGGGAGAGGACCAGAGCCCAGACGAUGACAGCGACGGGCGCUGCGAGCUGGUGCUCAGGGCGGGGAGCUCCCAGCCCGGCAUGAAGUCCGAUGCGCCCGGCGUGCCGGGGACCGGCAAGAAGUCCAAGGAGCAGCGAGCCCUGCGGCUGAACAUCAACGCCCGGGAGCGGAGGCGCAUGCACGACCUGAACGACGCCCUGGACGAGCUGCGGGCGGUCAUCCCCUACGCGCACAGCCCCUCGGUGCGCAAACUCUCCAAGAUCGCCACCCUGCUCCUGGCCAAGAACUACAUCCUCAUGCAGGCGCAGGCGCUGGAGGAGAUGCGCAGGCUGGUGGCGUACCUCAACCAGGGCCAGGCGAUCUCCGCCGCCUCCAUCCCCAACUCCGCUGCCGCCGCCGCCGCGGCCGCUGCUGUCGCCCUGCACCCUGCACUCGGAGCCUACGAGCAGGCGGCAGCCACCGCUGCCUACCCCUUCAGCACCGGGCUCCAGGCGGCCAGCUCCUGCCCGGACAAAUGUGCCCUAUUCAGCAGCGUCUCCUCCAGCCUGUGCAAGCAGUGCACCGAUAAGCCUUAGCAGCCCCGCACCACUACAGCACCUGACACCUGCUGCUCUGCACCAGCUAGGGGACCAUUACCUGGGCUGUCCCAUUAGUCAUUGGAAAGAACUUGCUCCAUGCAGGCAACCUCUGGCUUCUCAACAUCGUUGAUUUUUUUUAGAUUUUUUUUUUACUGUCCUGUUUUAUUGGUUAUUGUUUUACUUUAUUUUUUGUUGUUGUUUCUUUCACUACUGAUGGACUGAUCAGCACCCAGACCUCAGCGAAGUCUGACAUGAUGAGUCCCAUGUUCUUCUAGGUUCCUGUGACCAAACGACAUCAGUCUGUGUGGAAUGAAUUUAUCAUUAUUUAUGUUACAAAACGCUGCUCUCUCUCUUCUUCUUCUUUUUUUUUUUUUUAAACUAAGUGAUAAUAAUAUUAGAUAUCCCUUAUUCACUUAAGACUUAAGUUCUGACAACAAUCAGAAUAAAUAAAUAAAUAAAAGGGCACUUGAAUUUGAUAAAUGACUCUGAGCCAGGAAAACACUUGAAAUAUAUAUAGACUUAUUUAAUUAAAAAAAGAAAACAAAAAAAAAAGGACGUAACAUUGCAAGAAUAUAAAUCAUUUGUAUUUUUUAUUGUGUCUGAACUUUGUAUGACAUUGCUGAAUAUUUUGGUGAGGAUGUAAAAGGCUUACAAAAAAAAAAUAACUUGUGGGAGUGAAAGUCUAGAUUUUAUUUUUAUUUUUAUUUUUCACAAUAUUUAUGUGCACCUUGUUUACCCCAUGUGGGAUGUUGUGUGAGAAUAUGUGACAAUUUAUGUGCUACACUUCAAUAAUUGUUCAAGAUUUAUUUAUCUUGUGUGAACAGGUGAAAGGAAGUGAGAUGCGUUUUCUUUUCUAUUUUUUUUAAAUUAUUACUUUUCUUUUGAUUUUUGGAACUCGUUUUGCUGAAUUAAUUUAUAUACUUUGUGCCAAGUGUUUCAAAAGCUUAAUAGACGAGAACAUAUAACAGAAUCUUAAUGUUUCUGAGCUGCUGGCUCACUUAAAAGGUCAUUAUGAUUUGAAGUUGCUACAUAACUGUAUUUAAACUGAGCUUUAAUAAAUUGCUUCAGUCCAAAAAAAAAAAAAAUAUGGAAAAGAAUGUGUAUUAUUAAUUGGGAAAUGUACAGAAAUCCUUUCUUCCAAUUCUAGAAAUGACAUGUUUUAAAAUCCAAAAUCAAGACGGUUGUAUUCUGUAUAAAGUUAAUUCUUUGUACCUUGGGCCAAGAAAAAGUAAAUUCAGUUAUCUAUUUCUGUGUGAAGUUCAUAUGUUUUUCUUUUCUUUUCUUGAAGUAAGCUUUUAAAUGAGAUGUAUAUAGUGAGACAUUUAUAGACCUGUAUCUCUUGCCAGCACCCAAUUUGUCCUGCUGAAUGGCUGGUAAUGGAUGAAGGCUGAGUAAAAAUGUGUAAGGAAAAAAAAAAGUUGCCUAUUAAAUAGGUCAAUCAGAUUACCAAAGCACAUAUAUUAUCAUCUGUAUUAUCAUCUGUGUACACAGGAAAAGCCAGUCUUUUGACACGUUCUGUACACCUUAAUAUUCUAACAAGACAGAUGGUUAUGAACAUAUUUUGCAAUGUCCAUUCAAAAGAGAAUGUUGCAGACCUUGUGCAUAUAUCAUAUACACUUUUAUUUGUCAAACACAAUUAUAGUUUUGCUAUGUAUAUCGUUUUUAGAUCUGAAUUAAUAUAAUGCUGCUUUGACAUAUAUAUAAUAGGGGUUCUAGAGCAAGCGUCCAUCUUUACGUGUUACUAAAUUGUCGUAGACACAGGAAUUGUUCAGACUACAGUACACUGUGAUUGCAGCUAUUUGGGCUGUUUUUAAAAAAAAAAAAAAAAUUUUUAUUAUUUUUUGAUAGUAUAGUGUAAAUGGUUUAAAUAUUCUGAAGUGUCAACACUGAGUGAGGACCUAUGUGAGCAAAUCUAGGUAUUAUUAUUAUUGCACCAAUUUCUGGUAUACAUAGAAUGUUGUGCAGUGCACAUUUAUUGAGUGCUAUGGAUGUAGGAUUUAAGGCGUUUAAUGUAGUGUUCUGUACUUCUGAAGGCACAGGAGAAUUUGGAACUUGCAACUUUUCAGCAUUGGGCUGGUAAUGGCUGUGGGGAAAGGGUGGGAUGAGCAGCCCUAGGCCAAAAGACAGCCGUCUCUCAGCAUUACCACACAAAGCCUGGGUGCCUCUAAUUAUGAUUAUUAAAACAAUUUCCAUGACGAUGUCUAAUAUUAUGUUAAUUUGAAAACAACUGUGUAUGAAAACUGUCGACUAUAAUACCUAAAUUCAUUUAAUGAAACACAUCGUUAAGGCAAUUAGACCUCCUGGAUGUGAUUAAGGAACAUAAUUAUGACACUGUUCUGCGCCGUAAUUGGGUGUCUUUAAUCAAGGAGUAAAGUGAUCAGCAACACGGCCAUUAGUUUGUAUUGUUCUGUCUCUGCUUAGGAAUUAACCACCAGCAGCAAUUUUUUUUUCUCCAAAUUAACAUCAUAGGACAAAUUUGCUGCAAGAUUUACUGCUUAAUAUUUCUCAUUAAAGGGACGUGAUUAGUGAAAAGCCAUCAAUAUGCACUAGUACCCGUGUUCCUAGGUCUGGCUAGUGGCUCCAUGUCACAUAUGUGCACAAUAAUAUAGACACUGUAUAACAAGGGCACUUCCUGGUCACACAAUUGUUUCAUCUGACAGUUGCAGGUUUUGGUACUGGGGAAUCUAGUUGGUGUAUUUUUUUUUAUCAUUGAAAACCAAACUGCAUUAUUAAGGCUAUUUUCUAAUUCUUCAUUGGAACAAAUUUCUUAUAGUUUGUGUUAUAUUUUAUAUUACGUUUAGCAAAGGUGACGGAACCACCAAGUGUUAUUAUGCCACUUGCACUAAAGUGAUGAUUAAUUACUGGUGUACACAUUAGUUCUACCUGGUACAAAAUAUUAUUUAAUCAAAUCUAAUUUGCCUAAAAUAACUAAUAUGCUUGGUAUUUGAAUUAAAACAAUUGUGGAGCUGUUACUCUUGUGGGGCUGAUUCUAUAAUGUUAUGUACUGUUCCAUUUAGUGUCAGUCCUAGAUGUUUAGGUUUACACAAUAGGUUGUGAUAAUUGCACAGAUGUCCCAUCAGCACGUACUAGUCUUGUCACAAUUGAAUUUGUGGCUACUUUAACAAUCGGUUUCCUAUAUACUUCUAGCUGUGUCCUCCUUGCCCCCUCACUCCUUGUCCUUUAUGCUCUCCAAAUCUUGCAGGUUAUUGCCCCAGCAUGAGUGACAUUGAAUUCCCUAAUAGAAUGGCUUUCCAAAGAUAUAAUCAUGUGUUAAAUUGAAUCCUCCGUUUAACUGUUAAUGGUGUGCCCUGGAAACAUUUGCGUAUUAGAUGCUAUGGUAACUAAUUAUCACAAGGGAAAGGGGGUGAUAAUACUUUGCAGACUUUGACAAAUAAUUAUGAGUUCUGAAAAGCUUGUUAGCAGCGGUGGAUCGCCUAGAAUGAGUGAGUGAAUAAAUGAAUAGGUAAGUAGUAGCUGAUGGAUAAUGAACUGCAGUCAAAGGACCUAAAUGGUAGUGACCAUGUAAGAUACACAUUUAUAUCUCUCUAUAGCACUGUAUGUGUAUAUAACUAUGUUAUAUAAUGAAACGAUGACAAAUAGUUCAUACAGAGUGUGUGUGUGUGUGUGUGUGUGU